Aedes aegypti (yellow fever mosquito) is the source of this 423-nucleotide messenger RNA. Its product is annotated as 52 kDa repressor of the inhibitor of the protein kinase-like. The transcript is spliced from 2 exons. The record is from RefSeq and is a predicted model, not a curated record. NCBI's taxonomy places the organism in Eukaryota, Metazoa, Arthropoda, Insecta, Diptera, Culicidae. Bases 124 to 405 code for a protein of 93 amino acids. Gene Ontology annotation, molecular function: sequence-specific DNA binding.
GUCCCCAAGGGUUCGGUACCGGAACAUCCAACUGUCAUAUCUCAAAAAGCAAAUGUUUGCAUCGGCAUCAUUUUUGUCGUGAAGAUAAUUUACUAAUUUUGCCCUGAAAAGUGAUAUUAAACUAUGGUUCUUGUGUACUGCAUAUUCGAUAAGUGCGGCAAUCAACGGAAAAAGAAUGGCAAGAUAUCCUUCUUCAGUUUUCCAAAGGAGCCGGAACUGUUGCAAAAGUGGAUCGACUUCAUCAACGACCAUAACCCGACUAAGAUGAAUGAGAAACAGCUGGACAGGGAAAAGAUGAAACUUUGCCAUAUGCACUUCGAGAAGAACCAGGUGGUGACCAAGUCGAACAACGACCGGGUGCUGAUACGGAACUCGGUUCCGCGAUGCCCGCCGGGAAUAAUGUAAGUAUUUUGGACUUUUUUU